Staurois parvus is the source of this 313-nucleotide messenger RNA. NCBI's taxonomy places the organism in Eukaryota, Metazoa, Chordata, Amphibia, Anura, Ranidae. The record is from the annotation of a GenBank genome assembly.
GGGAGACCAGAUAUAGUGAAUGCAGGGUCGGGGAGACCGGAUAUAGUGAAUGCAGGGUCCGGGGUGACCAGAUAGAGUGAAUGCAGGGUCCGGGGAGACCAGAUAUAGUGAAUGCAGGGUCCGGGGAGAGCAGAUAUAGUGAAUGCAGGGUCCGGGGAGAGCGGAUAGAGUGAAUGCAGGGUCCUGGAGAGCAGAUAUAGUGAAUGCAGGGUCCGGGGAGACCGGAUAUAGUGAAUGCAGGGGUCCGGGGAGACUGGAUAUAGUGAAUGCAGGGUCCUGGGAGACCGGAUAUAGUGAAUGCAGGGUCCGGGGA